Durusdinium trenchii is the source of this 570-nucleotide messenger RNA. The record is from the annotation of a GenBank genome assembly. NCBI's taxonomy places the organism in Eukaryota, Dinophyceae, Suessiales, Symbiodiniaceae.
AUGUUACAGCAGUAUUUGGCCUGCUCAAGCCAGUAUGCCCCAGUGCAACAAGCCUUCUCAGAGGUGAUGAAGGCUGAGGAGAUGCAUCGUCAGGCCUUGGCAGAAGUGUGGCAAACUGCGGUGCCUCUUACAGGGCUGCUGGUUUCGAAGGUGAUGGACAGCAAUGCAUUCAUGAAAUUGAGCAUUUACGAUGCCACAGCUCUGGAAGAAAGAUUAGUGGAGCAGGGCUGCCAAAGUUGGAGCCGGGACAAAAUGGAGGCGUUCACCAAGCAAGCAACGAAUGAAAGCCUGGAGACGGGGUUGUUGGGGCAGACUGCACAGCAGCUGGGCUUCCUCUUCCAGGAGCUGCAUGUUGUGAAGGAACGCCUCGCAGAGAUUCCAGAAGAAUGGGAGGCGGUUGACCAAAGCAUUCUUCGCGUAAAUCAAGGCUUCGAGGAGAUUUUGAAGCUUCGCCCAUCGCUCGUAAGGAAGCUGAUGCAAAGGUGUAGUCUAAAGCUGAAGAUAGAAGCCAUUACAAAUUCCACCAGGCCUGAGCUGCGUCCAGAAGGGAUGUUGGCCAAUGAGACGUGA